CUUCUCUCACAAGCCCUGAUCACUACCAUGUAGUAUAGUCAUCUCCCAAUCAGCACGAACACGAUUCAUAAGACUUUCACAAAUCAGGGUUAGGUUGAUUUGCAGGGGACACCGCCUUUUCAGCUUUAUUUUCCUUUCACCUCGGCCUAAAACCGGCCGUGCCACUGCCGCCGCCCAAUAUAUAAACACAUCUACUCUCUCGUGCACUACAACUACCACUCGUCCACUCCUAAUAACCUACCACUCUACUUCUCCUUGCAACAUCGUCGUUAGUCCUCUAACCCAAGGCAUUGACCUGAGCUUGUUGUGCGCUUCUGCCUUAUCUGCAUCCCCUCCCGGCCGAGACGCGACCAUCUUUCUUUCCCGCUUCGUUAGCUGUCUCUGCCGAUCGAUCGGACUGGACGGGGAGACAUGAAGGUGCAGUGCGACGUGUGCGCGGCCGAGGCCGCCUCGGUCUUCUGCUGCGCCGACGAGGCCGCGCUGUGCGACGCGUGCGACCGCCGCGUCCACAGCGCGAACAAGCUCGCCGGGAAGCACCGCCGAUUCUCCCUCCUCCAACCGUUGGCGUCGUCGUCGUCCGCCCAGAAGCCACCGCUCUGCGACAUCUGUCAGGUAUGCACGCGGCGAGAGGCUGCUGCUCUUUUUCCUCGGGUUGCUUCUGUUGCUUGCUGCAACUCUGAAGCGUGUGGACUCUCGUCACUUCAGGAGAAGAGGGGGUUCUUGUUCUGCAAGGAGGACAGGGCGAUCCUGUGCCGGGAGUGCGACGUCACGGUGCACACCACGAGCGAGCUGACGAGGCGGCACGGCCGGUUCCUCCUCACCGGCGUGCGCCUCUCGUCGGCGCCGAUGGACUCCCCCGCGCCGUCGGAGGAAGAGGAGGAGGAAGCAGGGGAGGACUACAGCUGCAGCCCCAGCAGCGUCGCCGGCACCGCCGCGGGGAGCGCGAGCGACGGGAGCAGCAUCUCCGAGUACCUCACCAAGACGCUGCCCGGUUGGCACGUCGAGGACUUCCUCGUCGACGAGGCCACCGCCGCCUCCUCCUCCUCAGACGGGCUAUUUCAGGGUGGGCUGCUGGCUCAGAUCGGUGGGGUGCCGGACGGUUACGCGGCGUGGGCCGGCCGGGAGCAGCUGCACAGUGGCGUCGCUGUCGCCGCCGACGAGCGGGCCAGCCGCGAGCGGUGGGUGCCGCAGAUGAACGCGGAGUGGGGCGCCGGCAGCAAGCGACCCAGGGCGUCGCCUCCCUGCUUGUACUGGUGAAAAAAAAACGUGCGCUUAUCAGCCACAGCCAGUACGAAAUGUACGAUGCUUGUGUACCAGUGUACUGAGGUAGUAGCGUUAGAAGAUUAGGAAUUUAGUAGUGGAUGUUGAUUUUGAGCUUAACGCGUGUCUUGGAUGAAUCCCUGACUCCUGAAUGUUUGGGGAAUUAAUGUGAGUGGUAGUGUCCUCUUUGGGCGGCAAAGAAUUAUACGCCCCUUGCGAACAUGUCGAACUGUACGGUCUGCCAUUUAAUCUGCACGUUCACCCCUCUGCAUCUUCUGUACUGCAAAUCAGAUUUUGUGACUCUUCCAUUAGGUUAUGAAGUUUUCAGGAUGUUGCAGCGCAA
Messenger RNA from Oryza sativa Japonica Group (Japanese rice), 1603 nucleotides. Its product is annotated as B-box zinc finger protein 20. Lineage: Eukaryota; Viridiplantae; Streptophyta; Magnoliopsida; Poales; Poaceae. Gene Ontology annotation, cellular component: nucleus. The record is from RefSeq and is a predicted model, not a curated record. Gene Ontology annotation, biological process: photomorphogenesis; regulation of DNA-templated transcription. Gene Ontology annotation, molecular function: zinc ion binding.